This is a messenger RNA of Mya arenaria, 6084 nucleotides long. Its product is annotated as protein NDRG3-like. The coding region runs from base 390 to 1523 and encodes 377 amino acids. Lineage: Eukaryota; Metazoa; Mollusca; Bivalvia; Myida; Myidae. Gene Ontology annotation, cellular component: cytoplasm. The transcript is spliced from 13 exons. The record is from RefSeq and is a predicted model, not a curated record. Gene Ontology annotation, biological process: signal transduction.
GCAUUUUCACUGUUGGAUGUCGGGUCGUUGCUUGCGGAUCAUUCAGUUUGAAACAUUGUAACUUUGGUCUGAAAGUGCAUUAGUUGGGUCGAAAGCUUUGCAAAUUAUUUAAAGACAUUAUAUUUGCUUUAAUUUUUUGGUGAACGUGGAACAUUGUUGGUAUUAAGUGUAUUUUCUGCUUUAGUUUGUAAAAGGGUUUUUUGAAGACACUAGUGCUUGUUAGAGAAUUGAAAUAAGACAUUGAGGUGUUAUUUUCCACUUAAUAUUUCCAUAGCAGGUAUAUUUUGGUGUAUGGGUUAGCAAACAAUAUACAUACAAAAACAGACAAGGCGAGGAAAGAUAUAAAAAGUGGUUUUGUAAACGGAAAAUAGAGGAAAGCAUAUUCAGAGAUGGCUAGAAAGGAGGUGGAAAUGAAUAAUAAUAUGGAGAUCUUUACUAUCAAGUUGGAGCAGAACGGUCCAAUGGAAAAACUGACGAACAUCGAGCUUACAGACAUCCAAUGUGAGGAGGCUAAGCCCCGCAGCUUUGCUGUCCCCUCCGGCAUCAGCUUACAGUCGGAUGAUGUUGAGACGUCCUAUGGAAACAUCCAUGUGGCCAUACAAGGUGACCGCAGUAAACCGGCCAUCUUUACUUUCCACGACAUCGGACUUAACCAUACCACAUGUUUCCAGGGUUUCUUCAACUACCCAGAGAUGCAGCCAAUGAUGAAACACUUCUGUGUCUACCACCUCAACGCCCCCGGCAUGGAGGAGGGGGCCAUGAGCCUCAAACCUGAUUUUGUGUACCCGACAAUGGAUGAACUGGCAGAAGCUGUUCUCACCGUGGCUGACCAUUUUGGUGUGAAGAGGUUUAUCGGAUUUGGAGUCGGCUCUGGGGCUAACAUUCUUGGCAGGUUUGCUCUGACCCAUCCUAGCCGUGUGGAUUCUCUGGUGCUGGUCAAUGCAACGUCCACCAAGCCUGGAUGGAUAGAGUGGGGAUAUCAGAAGAUGAACUCGUGGUACCUGUGGAGUGGCCAGAUCACCAACUUCACUGAGGAGUACCUUCUCUGGCACUGGUUUGGAUAUAAAACACGUUGGGACAACCACGACCUAGUGAUGGUCUACACUGAUUAUGUGAAAUCCAUCAACCCACAGAACCUCUCACUGUUCAUAGAGUCUUACCUCAAGCGAUCUGACCUGAACAUGUUACGAGAGCUGGACAGUAUCAAGAAAGCCACAGUCCGGACCGUCAAGUGCCGUACUCUGAUGUUGGUUGGCGAUGAUUCCCCGCAUUUAGAUGACGUAGUUGAUAUGAACGGACGUAUGAACCCGGAGGAAACCGACUUCAUGAAGAUCAGUGAUUGUGGAGGUAUGCCGUUGGAGGAGCAGCCGGGGAAAGUGUGUGAGUCGUUCCGUCUCUUCCUACAGGGAAUGGGAUACAUCCCAACAUUGAGGCCGACCAACAAACCCAGCCAGUAUGUAACACCAGUCAGCAGGCCAAAUGUACUCACCAAAUCAGAAAUUUCCUCUCAAGCAGUGUGCUGAUUCUGACCAAUCAGAGUGCUUGUUACAAGACACCUGCAUUCGAUACUACUGUGAAGCCAAUUGGCUGGUAUUGCAAGAGGUCGUUGUUGUUGUUGCUGUUGUUGUUUAAGAGUUGUCUCACAUACUUUAUGUAAUGUUAAACAGGAUUUCAAUACCACAACACUUUAAAUACAAAGAUUUUGUGCAAAAAAAUACCAAUUCAUAAUUGAGGUCACAUUUCUACCCUCAUACAAUUUCUAUAUUUUGUAUGAAUCUCAGCCCAGUUUUGCCUUUGUAUUUGAUACAAAGGAUGGUUUGCUUAUAGCUUCUUGUACAAGCAAUAUUGUGAUACUGUGUUGUGAAAGUCUACUUUAUUUUGUAAAUAGGAGUUUAUGGACAUUAUGUGGAAUCUUUUUGUGUACUGUUUUGAGAAUAGUUACUUUUUAUUUACUGCAUUUAUUUAGAUGUCAGAAACGUACAUUUGGUGAAAUGCCUCCUGUAAACUGUGUAUAUACUGUAUGUAACAAGCUUUGUAUAAAGUGUAUGUGUAUCAUAGUUCUUAGAACUAUUAAUGUUAAUGUGCCUGGUGCUCAUGUUGUAAAAAUUCCUACUGGUCAUUUCCUCCGUUUUUAAUUCUCCAACUGGUUAUUUCCUCAAUUGUAAGACACCCAAGUGGUUAUUUCCUUAAUUGUAAGACACCCAAGUGGUUAUUUCCUCAAUUGUAAGAUACCCAAGUGGUUAUUUCCUCAAUUGUAAGACACCCAAGUGGUUAUUUCCUCAGUUGUAAGACACCCAAGUGGUUAUUUCCUCAGUUGUAAGAAACCCAACUGGUUAUUUCCUCAAUUGUCAGAAACACAACUGGUUAUUUCCUCAGUUGUAAGAAACCCAACUGGUUAUUUCCUCAAUUGUCAGAAACCCAACUUGUUAUUUCCUCAGUUGUAAGAAACCCAACUGGCUAUUUCCUCAAUUGUCAGAAACCCACUGGUUAUUUCCUCAAUUGUCAGAAACCCAACUGGUUAUUUCCUCAGUUGUAAGAAACCCAACUGGUUAUUUCCUCAGUUGUCAGAAACCCAACUGGCUAUUUCCUCAAUUGUCAGAAACCCAACUGGUUAUUUCCUCAAUUGUCAGAAACCCAACUUGUUAUUUCCUCAGUUGUCAGAAACCCAACUGGCUAUUUUCUCAAUUGUCAGAAACCCAACUGGUUAUUUCCUCAAUUGUCAGAAACCCAACUGGUUAUUUCCUCAAUUGUCAGAAACCCAACUGGUUAUUUCCUCAGUUGUAAGAAACCCAACUGGCUAUUUCCUCAAUUGUCAGAAACCCAACUGGUUAUUUCCUCAGUUGUCAGAAACCCAACUGGCUAUUUCCUCAAUUGUCAGAAACCCAACUGGUUAUUUCCUCAAUUGUCAGAAACCCAACUUGUUAUUUCCUCAGUUGUCAGAAACCCAACUGGCUAUUUCCUCAAUUGUCAGAAACCCAACUGGCUAUUUCCUCAAUUGUCAGAAACCCAACUGGUUAUUUCCUCAGUUGUAAGAAACCCAACUGGCUAUUUCCUCAAUUGUCAGAAACCCAACUGGUUAUUUCCUCAGUUGUCAGAAACCCAACUGGCUAUUUCCUCAAUUGUUAGAAACCCAACUGGUUAUUUCCUCAAUUGUCAGAAACCCAACUUGUUAUUUCCUCAGUUGUCAGAAACCCAACUGGCUAUUUCCUCAAUUGUCAGAAACCCAACUGGUUAUUUCCUCAAUUGUCAGAAACCCAACUGGUUAUUUCCUCAAUUGUCAGAAACCCAACUGGUUAUUUCCUCAGUUGUAAGAAACCCAACUGGCUAUUUCUUCAAUUGUAAAAAGGAGCACAAUUCUCUCCAAGGAACAUAUAUAUGAACACAAUGUUGUUACCAAAUAUGACAUAUGUUUAGGAUAAAACCUGCUACUUUGACAAGCAUGAAUAGAGUUGCCACAAAAUGUUCAUAUUGCUGAAAAAUUGUAUGGAGAGUCUUCUAAUAAGGUUACCUCCAAAUAUUGUUGUAUUCUUGCUUGUACUUAAGUCAAAAUGUAUGCAAUAAUUAAGUCUUAAUUCAAAUUACAAUCAUAAUAAAAUAUUUGAAAUAGUUGUCCAAAGAAUUACUACAUCUUUUCACAUAGGUACAUGUACAUUGCUUUUCAAAACUUGAUUAAUUUUACUAGUCCGACAAUUUCUCAGGUGAACUGUAUUGAUUGUCUACCUACAAAUAUACCUGUACAUUUUAUAUGCUUCAAAAGUUGUCAAGGUGCGGCAUUCAUGAAACUUCUUUCUUAAGUCAUUUAAAAACUUAAGCCCUUUUUCUAAUUUUAGUAUCUCUUUAGGCAUAUGAAAUAGAAUAUAAAGAAUAAAACAUUUUUAUUGAUGUUAUAGAAAAAAAAAUGUUAAGAUCAUUUAGACAUUUCUUUUAAUUUGACUUUGAAGGUUUUAAGAAAUCAACUUAAGUCAGGAAAUGACUUUAAAUGCAGAAGUUGCAAAUUAAAUGCAAAUAUUGAUGAUAACAUCUAACUUCAGGCAUCACAAUGUUUUAACAUGAUUAUUAAGACAUAGUUUGAUCCAUUUUGUAUGAAACAAUUUACAUGUGCAGUUUAAUCAGUUGUAACAUAAGUGUGUAUAUAUAUUGUUUCCUUUAGUGUUAUUAUUUGUACAUACAUGUAAACUUACUUUCAAAUGGACACUGUCAAAUAAUGAUACAAAAAUGUGUCAUUGACAUAGAAAAUGAGCUCCACUGCUUCAAUUUAAAUAAAACCUGUAAUGUUGUCAUCUUUGAAAUUCUUAUUUUCAUUGUUUUUCAGUAUCAUAUAAACACAUAGAUGCUUAUUUACAGAAAGUUCAUGAUAAUGGCAGUCAGAAAGAGUGGAGCAAUUCUGCUGUUAUGUAUGACUAGAGUUUAAAUGGCAUUGUCAGCAUAUUCAAAUAUUGUAUACUUGGAUAACAUGUUGAAGAAUAUAAAAGCCGCUUGACAUUGUUUGUAUGAAUCUGUGUGUUUAGUUACUCCUGCAUUGUAUGAGCUUAUGUAUAGUCAAUUGUCUUUACGAACUUCAUUUGCGAAAUUAUACUCGUCUGUGCUUUGUUCUUAUCACCAAUGGACAUGAUGUACAUGAAAGGAAAAUCAGAAGUUGAGUGCCUGUGUUGGUUUCCAAACAAGGAACUUAUCAGCCUUUGGAUUCCCCUCACCAUAGGAAUAGAAGAUUUGAGACCAAACAAGGAUCACUGGCUAAUAGAUAGUUGCUGUUAGUUAACUACACACAUUAGUAAAAUUACUUACUUUUCCUAUUUCUAUACAAAGAAACACCACUACCAACCAACUACCUGUCAAAGCUUGUAUCGGAAACAGUGUUUGGAUAAAGGCAUUACAAACUUUCAAAUACCUGAAUUUUUGCCCCUGAAUCAUUUCUUAUAUCCAUGACCCCAUGGUUUGCUAUGAACUUGCUGCUUGCUAAAUGAGAACACUGGUCGCUUUUUGAGCACUUUAUAUGAAUGAAUUCUUGUGUUCCUGUUAUAAUACACAUUCCAUAUUAUAAUUAUCUUCUUUGGCAGAGAGUGUCGGCUCAUCCAAAUCUUGAGUGUAGAGUGUUUUGCGGUAAUAAGGUUUACCGAGUUUCUGCAGAACACCCUGUGCAAUGGUCGGGAUGAACCUAUCUUACACGAGCGGUCAUGGUAGAUGUUUUUUCUCCCACCUCGGUUUAACAAAAUAUAGUAAAAAAUUAUUUUAAUUUAUUUUUUUACAUACGGGUACUUUUUUAUCUUUGCCCGUGGGCAAGUUAAGGAUUUCAAGCAUGGUCAAAUAUUCAGAUCUACUUAACUGGGAUGAGAGAAACAAAUAUUCUGUGUUCAAACCUGCAAUACACCUGUACAAUGUUUAUUUGCUGUGUUUUUAAUAGUUCAUGGGUAUUAAAUCUUUAUGAUUACAUUCUAUGUUACGUUUUUUGUCAACAUAUUGAUUUUAGGAUCAGCCUAUGUAAUAGUUAACAUUUUUUAUUUUGGUAAUAUGAAGUUUUCUUUGAUGGUUGGCAAAAUAGAUAAAUAACAAAUUUUGCUGAUUUAUAAGAUUUGUAACAAGACCAGCUGUUUUCUUUCUAUGUUUAUCAUCUGAAUGCACCUUGGUAUUAGAGUGUCUCAGAAUCUCAAAAGAAAAACACUUAUUUUAUGAUAGAAAUCAUGUCCAUUUUCUACAGCCAGUGCCAAAAUCUGAAUUUUAAGACCAUAGUUUUGAUGUUUUCUGUCUACAUAUGUAAUGGAUGAUUACACUAGUUUAUACAUGUGAAGAUUUCUAAAUAGUAUUCAUUAUAAUACCAUUGAAUUCUUUUAAUGUUUUUUUUUCUGGAAGGACUUGUUUUAAUGAGUUUCAAAAAAGUAUUUUUUUAUAAAAUACUUUUUAUUAAAACAAUGUGGUCUUAUUACAAAUCAUUAUUCAUUUAUGUUCUGAAGUUAUUUGAAAAGUACGUGAUAAAAGGAAUUAUGCAAAACUGUUCUAUCCACAUAUAAAUUUGAUAUCAUCUUUUCAUAUAAACGGAUGUUUUGAUUCUUUAUUUACUGUACCACAUGAAUAAAAGUCAGGAAAAUA